Molecule: messenger RNA, 2329 nt
Organism: Styela clava
Lineage: Eukaryota; Metazoa; Chordata; Ascidiacea; Stolidobranchia; Styelidae
Source: RefSeq, a predicted model, not a curated record
UUAGUUUUCACAUGAAGUUCGAUGAGAGUAAAAUAGAAAACCUGAAUGUUAAUCAAAUCGGCGAGCUCCCGGUCAGCGCAAGACAGAAAAGCAACCAUCUUAAUAUGGAAGCUGUUGUCGACGAGACCUACAGUUUUGAUUGGAGACGUUUUGCUAUGUUGAUGCUUUUGGGAUUUAUGAUGUUUAUUCAGUUUGUGACUCAUCGUCAAAUACAAAGCGAUGAAGACGUCAUUUUGGGCAUUUACAAUUCAACAACUCAAUGUCCAGGCAUAUUACAGCCAUCUAUAAAUAUUCAAUCAAUUUUUAUGAGUUCUUCAAAGGUCAUUUAUGUUUUCUCAAGCAUCAUGUUUGCGUUGAUGAACUAUGCAAUGAUUUUGCCAAUUUGCCUGGAAGAAUUAACGAUGGAAAGGCCCGAGUACACCAAACUCGUGUUCAAGGCAAAGUCGUCACUGUUCGUCAUCUACACAAUUUUUCCUCUGAUGGUCAAUCGUACAUUAGGAGAUUCCACGCCUGUGAUAUUUUUCAAAGCAUAUGGACAAACGAUAUAUGGAAUACUCUUCUGUGUCUUUGCUCUUUUAAUGACGUUAAAUGGAAUGCAACUGCGCGUCAUGGUUUGCGUUAAAUUAAUUGAAGUGUUAUUCGGAGAUGCCAAUAUCAAAAGUCGACAUUGGAUAACAAUCAUUGCCUUGUUUUUCACGUCGUUCAUUCUAGCGCAGACUCUUGAUGAAAUGCAGUUGAUAAUUAUUUUGGGACCGAUGACUUGCAGUAUUUUACUCAUUAUUAUACCAAGGCUUAUUUACAUCAAGUAUACAAUUAUAAAAAUAAAAAGACUUCGAAUUUCUUUCCUCUUUGUGUUGCACAUUUGUCAAGAGCUUUUGAAAACUUUACUGGCGGCCCUCGUUGUUACUGUUCACAUUGUGCUACUCAUAUUUGCCUUGUGGACUCUCGGAGAGAAUGAUAUUGAUGUCAGUAGCUGCAGACAGUUUUUCAACGAUUAUUGGGGAACCUUAUCUCACUAAAGAGGUAUUGAAAAAAACGUAAAUAUGGACGACAAUAUUAUCAGCAGCUGUAACAAAUUAACCGAUGAAUUUUGAGUAAUUGACAUCAACACUAAAAAUAGUUUUCGACGUCAUAGAUAUCAACACUAAAAAUAGUUUUCGACGUCAUAGAUAUUAGGAAUUCGAUAACAUCCGAAUUGUGGCUUUCGCCAUCAGUGGUAACAAAAUUGCAUAAUUCGCAUGUGACAUGAUUUAUCUUGUUUAACAUGGAUUUUUUUCAUGUGAAUUGUUUCGCAAUAAUUGAGCCGGAUCAAAAUCCCGAUCCGUAAAAACGAAUGGUUCAUUGAUUUUCUGUAUUUCAUAUUACUUGUCUUUUUCCAUGACAAAUGAUUAUUAUCGAAAUUUCUGUCCAAUAAUCAUUUAUUUUUACUUAGUUCACUUUUAAACUGUGAAAUUGAAACAUUGCCCUGAGCAAUGACAUAAUAUGUUAUUCAUAUGUUCAAGAGCAAAUACGGCAUUUCGUUGCCUUAUCAAUUUAACAAAUCAAAUUCAAAAAAAUAAAAAAAAUUCUUGUGGGCUUCAACUUGACUCGGAGUGUUUUUGUGCUGUGUUCAUACCACCAACUAAAAAAAAAGGAAUUAAAAAUUCUAAUGACGCAAUGUAUACGCAUUGUACACAUGCGAUAGUUGGUAUUUAUGCAAUUAUUACAUUACUGAUUUCACGAAUUUUCUCAAUUUUAUGUUGACUCCUCUUAUGGCAACUGAUUGUUAAUGUUACUUCUUGUUAUUUAAUUAUUUGUUUUUGCUUACUCGAACUCUGACUUUAAAACAUUGUCCUGAUCAAUAACACAUUUAUGUUAUAUGUUGAAGAGUGGCUGGCUCAAUGACAUGUCCAUGCGGUCGUCUAUCAUAAGAUAUGGUUUCAAUGAACUACGUCUAUAUCUGAUGUAUCACGCAUCUGCAUGAGUGAUUACACACAGUACCGGUACUUCGUCUAAUUUAGUAUCGCACAGAUCUGAUGUUUUUAUUUAUUGCUAUAAGAAUUAUAUUACCUGUUUUAUUCACUAUUCAAUCACAUGUCUUUUAAUGCCCUGCCUACACUGCAACACUGGAUCGAAUGGCAAAGUUACCGUUACCAAAGUUACCAAAGCAACUAGUAUAUUUCCAUCAAUUUACACACUUCAGCAUCUCUGAAAUUUGUUGCCUGCCCAAACGGGGGGGAUCGCCAUAGGUUAUCUGGUGGGUUCGAUUAGAGAUGUUGGCUGUUGCCCUGUAGAAUUUAUGGUCGUCUCAUAUAACUUACAUGUCUAGUGGAUGCUGUUAGUGAAUCAG